This is a messenger RNA of Homarus americanus (American lobster), 4877 nucleotides long. Its product is annotated as tonsoku-like protein. The transcript is spliced from 4 exons. Gene Ontology annotation, molecular function: protein binding. NCBI's taxonomy places the organism in Eukaryota, Metazoa, Arthropoda, Malacostraca, Decapoda, Nephropidae. The coding region runs from base 422 to 4666 and encodes 1414 amino acids. The record is from RefSeq and is a predicted model, not a curated record.
GCUCGUAUUCACUGUCAACACACACAAUGACCGCGCCAAGUGGAAGGUGAACACCAUCUCCUGAGAUGGUGUCCUCCUUGUGACGGUGGAUGGCAGCAGUGUUUUAUAUAUGGGAAAACUAGCGGUGCAACCUGAGUGCAAAGAGUGCUGUUCCUCUACCUGAUUUAUUUUAUUCCUGAGAAAGCAGAUGGUACAAGCCAACUUGCAAGACUUAAUUACAGUAUGUGAUUACUGAGCUACUCUACACUCAGGUGAAUCUCUCUGCCACCAGUAAGAUGUACAAUGCAGGGUAUAGUCUGGGAAGGACUGAUAAUUGAUAGAUUGAACCCGCCAAGAGCUUACCUUGUUUCUUAGUCAUGAUCUAAGAGACUCUAUUGGUGAGGGAUCAGCAGCAACCAAAGUAAGAAAUAUUACCAGCAAGAUGAGCGAGAUAACAAGAUUGGAACGUGAGAAACGUCGUGCAGAAAGCAAGGAGAACCUAAGUGAAGUUGCCAUUCUUUCAAACCUUCUUGGUAAGGAGUUACAACAAGCCGGAGAUUAUGAGGGAGCAUUACUUCAGUACAGAGAGGAAAAAGCUUUACAUGAGGCUCUAGGCAAUACCAUUGGAGUAGCAGUGUCUCACCGUUGGCUCGGCGAAGUGUAUUGUGAAAUGGGACAAUGGAAUAAAGCUCUCCAACAUCAACAACGUCAUUUAUCACUUGCAAAGGAGGUCGGGAGUUUAGUAGAAGAGCAGCGUGCAUAUGCCACAAUUGGACGCACUCAUUUACAGAAAGCCGAGACAUGUGGAAAUAAUGACCAAGAGAAAGAGCAGGCUGCAGCUCUAUUAGAGGCCGAGAAAAGUUUCUUGCGAUCACUCCUGACGUGUGAGCAUCUUAAAGGGAAUGUAGAUUCCCAGGAGCAUAGUCAAAUGCGUUGUCGACUUUAUUUAAAUUUAGGAUUGGUUUUAGAUAAUCGAGGAAAUGCCAAGAAAGCAAAAGACUUCAUUGGUCAGGCUUUAGAGCUUUGUUCCAGCCAUAACCUUGAUGAAGAUGCCCAGAGGUGUCAUUUUGCAUUGGGUUCCAUCCUCCUCCGAGAAGGUAUAUUAACAGAUGCACUUCAUGAAGGGCAAAAGUCUUUGGCUUUGUCAACAAAGAUUCGUAAUAAAGCUCUUCAGUGUGAGAAUUACUCAUUCUUAGCACACGUGUAUCUUGCUAACCAAGACUAUGAAUCAGCAAAACGAUGUUUUUAUAAAGCCUACAAAUUAAAACAUCCAGACUUGGAAGACAGAAAACGGAUUGAAAAUAACUUGAAAACUCUGGUAACUAUGUGCACAGCUGAUGAUAGUUUGCUUAUUCUUGGAGAAACUGAUGGAGAUGAAAAAUUAAAACUGUAUGAGAAACUAGGUGAUGGAUCAGCACUUCUUGGUCUCUACUCCCAAGCUGUGGAAUACUACCAGAAAAUGUUGGAUUUAGCUGUGAAACUAGGUAAAGACCCUUCAUUCCUGGUUCCUAUAUAUUUAUCUUUAGGACGAACAUAUUUUGAUAAUAAGCAGUACAAAGAAGCUAAAGAGUUCUAUUUGAAAGAAAAUGAUAGCCUGGUUAGUGACAAUUAUAGUGAAGCUUGCAAAUCUCUGAUCAAUAUAGCUGUCACAUCUGAGGAACUAGGGGAAAAUUUUGAGACAAUUAGUGUAACAUACCAGCAGGCUAGAGAAUUGGCAGUAAAAGCCAACAGUCCCAAACUUGAGACCUAUGUUUUGCGUCUACAUUCAUCGGUCAAGGACCUCCCAGAGUUAGUGAAAGUGAGCCUUAUUAAAGAUAUGAAUAGACUUAUAGAAGAAAAUGAUCUUGAACCAGAAGUGGAGUUGAGUGAAGAGGAGACUGAGAGUGAAGAUGAAGUUGAUCUAGACUUGGUUUGCUUCUCUGACAGUGAUGCCGAGCAGGAGAAUUUUGAUAGGCCACGGCAGUCACGGCAGAAGUCAUUUGCUGUUAGGAGAAAUGAGAAAGGGGAAACACCAUUGCACAAAGCCUGUAUAGAUGGUAACCUCAUUAUGGUGAAAAAACUAAUAAAACAAGGUCAUCCAUUGAACCCAAGAGACAAUUGUGGUUGGCUUCCUCUUCAUGAAGCUGCUAAUCAUGGUUUCUAUGAUAUUGUUCUUGAACUGAUAGAAGCUGGUGCUUGGAUCAGUGACCGUGGAGGUAAACAGUGUGAUGGCAUUACUCCUCUCCAUGAUGCUGCAGCUUGUGGUAAUUUUGAAGUUGUAAGAUUAUUGAUAAGCAAAGGGGCAUCAGUCAUAGCCAAGACUGAUGAAGGUGACACGCCCCUUGAGAGUCUCGUCAAAUACAGGAUGAGAACAAAAUUGUCACAGAGGGAAAAAGAAGAAUGUAUUCUUUUGGAGACGGAAAUUAAGGACCGAAGAUGCCUAGCUGGGCAUAAAAUAUCAGAAUUGCACGAAGAAUCCACCAUAACUCAAGAUGAUAAAAAUGAAUGCUCUAAUUCACAGAGAAAAAAGAAUGGUGAGAAGAUAGACUCCUCAUAUUCCAGAAGUAAAUUGCAAAGAUCUGAAUCCUCUUAUUCAUGUAGAUCAAGAGGUUGGGGUGACACCUCUUUAAAUAGAAGUGGAAGAUUAAGAAGUAGAGGUGUUACUGAUAUUGAAGAGGAAAGUGAGGAUGAUGAAUUACCAAGUGCAUCACUUAAUUUAAUAGAGGAAAUGACUAUGCCAAUGGAUUCCUUAACCAGAGAGGAUGAUAUUGGCAAUGGUGAAGAUUCUGAGGAAUUUUUAAACCCACUGUUAGAAGAUUUAUACCAGGAAAAGUCGUCUGCCACCAAGACAUACCUAAGUGCAAUAGGCAGUGUAGGGAGUGCAACACGUAGAGCAGAGCUUCAAAAGAAUUCAUCAAGUGAAAGGGUGCUAAAAAAAGAUAAGAAAGUGGCCCUUGUAUUAGAAGAAGAUUAUGUUGAAGAUGAUUGGCUUGAAGAUGAUAUUGGCAUCUUUACUAAGAAGAGGAAAAGGACAGAAAAAUUUGAAUUUGAUUACAAAGAUUCCAAGAAAGAGAAAAGAAUUUCCCCUGACACUAAUUCUAGAAGGGAGUCUCUUUCUUUCUCCAAAAGGGUACGUCAGACAAAAUUAACACCAAUAGUCCAAAGGUAUUCAAACAGUGCAAAUGAGACUAGUAUGUUGGAUGUACUUGAGGAUCAGGCUGAAGUUGGGUUAACUAAAAAUGUAAGUACGUCAUCAGAGACAAAUGUCACUGUAAAUUCAAGAAGCAGGAAAGAUAAUGGGAGUCCAAGUAGCAUCAUCAGUGGGACUCCAGCUGUAGGAGGUGGUGCACUACGUUUAAGGGUUCGUGUGAAAGACCGUUUGUUGCUGGUGCCUGUGGCAAAUGCUGGCCAGGGUCGCACUGUGGGAUGGUUGGCAGAGGAGGUUACGCGUAGAUAUUAUCAGCUUGUUGGGUUGCGUCCCCAUCUCACUCUGACGACACAGGAUGGUGCUGUUCUUGAUCCCAGUGAUCCCAUAUCUCUUGUCUUUCCCACAGAACAAGCUGAACUACAGGCUCAAGUUAAAGGGUGGGAUCUUCCACCCUUGUCAGACCGCUACACCCAGGCCUGCCAAGCACUUGGUUGUAUUCCCAUACCAUCACUCAGCUCUGUUCUAAAUCAUACAGAGACUUCAACAACUCUAGAUUUGAGUCAUGUUAGGAGGUUGACAGUAUUGCAGUUGCACCCAGUACUAAGAGCUAUUCAGUAUCAACAGAAUUUACGCUCCCUCAGCAUUUGUAAUUGCCGACUUGGAGAUGAUGGUUUCCUUCAUUUACUGGAGGCCCUACCCUCUGUGCCUUCAUUAGAAAUUUUAAAUUUAAGAGCUUCAGGUAUUACCACGUCAAGUUUCCUUAAUUUCACUGAAGCCAUCACAACUGAUAAACUAUCACUAAAAAUACUCAGUUCUCUUGAUUUCAGUUACAACACCUUUUCUGGAGCUAAAGUGUCAAACAUCAGGUCAUUGUUCUCUUUACCAGUUCUAACUGCCUUAUCAUUAAAGAAUUGUUGUUUGUCUCUGUCAGGUGAGCAACAAUUGCCUUUAAUAACCUCUGUGAAUCUUAAAAGUUUAUCUUUAGAUUAUAAUACAAUAUGUGGCACUGCUUUAGCCUCCCUGUUGUCCUGUGUAGCUCAAGUCUCAGUAUUAACUUUGAGUGGAUUAAACUGCAAAACAAAUGAGCCAUCUGAAGGAAAUGCUAGUUUAGGUGCGGCCCUGUCAUGCAUUCUGGGUGCCGGGGAGGAGUGUCCGUUACAGCAUUUAGACUUGAGCUCUUGUAACUUAGUGAAUGCUGAUCUAGAAGACAUUUCAUCUUACUUGUACCGAUGUCCUUACUUGACCACUAUUAAUAUAGCUCAUAAUCCUGGCCUUACAUCUUUCUCUGUUAGUGCUCUUCUCAAUGAGCUCACUACAAACAUUAUCCUUCCACUUGCAACCCUCAGCCUUCAUGGUAAUAGAUCCGUUGCAUUUGAUUUGAAAAAUAAGAUUGUCUCUACACUGAAGCAUAAAGCUGCUACAAAAUAUGCAAUAACAAAACUUUCAUAUUCUUGUGUGGACAAUGACACAGAUAUACAAGACCUCUGGAGAUCCCAACAUCAACACAGAGCAUCUAUUUCAAGAAUUGGAAGUGAAGUGUUUCUUUCUUACAGUAACUAGUGAACUGAGUGUGUAUAUUACAAUAGAGCAACAGGGAAAUAUGACCAGUGAUAUGAUUUAUAAAUAUUUCAUUGUAUAAUCUGUUUUAAAAUAUCACAAAUUGCUUCUUCUUUUGUUAUUUAUACAGGAUAAACCUUUGUAUUAUAUAAAUACCUAUACUGUAUUGUACAUUAGUAUUAAGUCUUUUGUAAAUAUACAAGUUGGAAAAUAU